Effrenium voratum is the source of this 1539-nucleotide messenger RNA. The record is from the annotation of a GenBank genome assembly. Lineage: Eukaryota; Dinophyceae; Suessiales; Symbiodiniaceae.
AUGGGCUGCGUUCGCAGAGUCACUGGUGAAGCGCUGAUGAACGAGGAGGAGUUUGCCACGUGGGAGAAGCAAAGCGAAUUGCGGGAAGUUGGCAAGCCUUUCAUCGAUGUGCUUAGACGCGAGUUGGCCAGCCAGCUGAGAGUGCGGAAUUUUAGAAGGCUCGCGCUGGUAUACGGUGAGCGGGUGCUGGCAAGGCAGGACCCAUGGAUGACUGCGGAGCUAGUGGUGGUGGUGCGGCCCUAUGUGAAUGCCCAGACUGGCGCGGGAGAGGGCGAGGUCACGCAGCUCUUGAUGGCAGCCCGAGACGGUGAUGCUGCGAGGCUCGUGGCGCUUUUGGACAGCCCCCAGGACCCCAACAUCAGCGAUGACUCGGGCAAUGCAGCAUUGCAUGUGGCCUCUGAAUGCGGCUAUGCUGAUUUGGUGUUUCCUUUCCAGUCUCUGCUGCUCAAUGCCCAGGCCAACUACAACGGAGAUGCCCCCAUCCACAAGGCGGCGCAUCAGGGCCACAAGGAGGUCUUGCGGAUACUGAUCCCUGGGAAUCAAGUGGUCUUUGGUAUCUUUAUGGGCACAAGGUUGGUGGCCUGCGCGGGCGUGCCUUUGACCAAGGACUUGCCCUUCGGCGGCGACCUCUGGGAUGACGACAUGGACCUCAUCGGCGAAGUGGCUGGUGGAGCGUUUGAGAACCAGGGCCCCCGGCUGGCGCUUAACUCCCAGGAGAUCUUUCAGACAAUACGGUUCCGCGCCGCCGGCAGGGGCACGGAGUACUACAGAGCUGUGGAACAGUGGAAGCUCCAGAUCGCUGCCUUCAUGCCGCAAAGCGAAGCAGCGAUCAUGCAGUACACCUCGCUACAGAGAGAGGAGGAGGCCGAGCAUCUGGACUUGCAGAAGGUCAUCUACCAGAAGAGGAAGCUGCUGGCAGACUUUGAGUCCACUGGCGUGGACGCCAUUUACGAUGGCGACGCCCAGGAUGAGCUGGACUUUGGCGACGCCGCACGGGAUGGAGGUGCAGAAGAUGGGGACGCGGAGGGGGACACAGAGAAUCCAGAAGCAGCAGCCACCAGCAGCCUUGCGGCAAAGGGACGACAGACGACCUACUGGGACCUGCGUGACCUCGCCAUUGCGGCUGACGGCGCCACUGACCGCGACAGCUUCGCGAACCACUUCCUAGGGGAGAUCAUCCUCGACAUCCCUGCGCAUCAGGUUGGCGACAUAUCGCUCUAUGACACGGACAAGCGCAGCCUGGUGAACGUCAAGUCCAUUCAGGAGUACGUAAACCAGAGGAGGACGCGCUGCCGACGCCCUCGCCAGAACAAGCUACUUCGUGAUCAGCUCCAAGAGACGCGUUCUUGGUUGCAGCUUUGCGGCCCUUGGCAACUGCGCCUGCGCUGCGCCACGUAUGCAACCAUCCUGCCAUUGCAUCUGCAAAGCUGGGCUGUUCCCAGCUUAGUGAAGGUCGUCAAUCAGAAAGUGGAUGGGAAGUGCAGAGGAGGGCACAUCGUGGUCAUCGCCAUCAAUGAGCAGAACGUCCAUUGGUGGUGA